AUGUAAAUGAUAAAUUUUUUUUUAACACCCUAUGUUUAAAUGGAAAGAUUUUUAUCGUGUAAUUAUCAAAAUUAGAACUUCAUAAUUUACAAAUAAAACAUGUUCCCUCAAAAAAAAAAUAUGUGUGAUAAGUUAAUAAAAAAAAUGGUAUGAUUAUAUGAAAAAGAUUUGUUUUCAAAAAAAAAAAAAGAUUUAUGAUUUUAUAAAAUAUUAUUAAAGAGCCAGACCCAGGCAAUCAAGCUGAUUGGCAAAAUUUUGUCAAUCAGUCGUCCUUGUGGGCCCACAGUGUACCAGAUAUUGCUUUUAUAUUCACUUGUACUUCUCUUGCUAACUGACGGAAUAUGGUGAAAAUUUUACCCUACACUAGUGUUCCCUACACCCCCCCUAUGCUACGUCGUUUUGUAGCUGGUAUUGAGUUCUCAUGUGCAGCUUCUUUCCUUUUGCGAUUCUUUCCUUUUUUUUCUCUUUUUUUUUUUCCUUUUUUCUUUGUUUCUUAUUAUUCAAGCUAUGCAUAUAUAUGAUUUUAAACCCUAUUUUUUCUCUCUCUUCAAUUGAUCAACCUCCAUUUUUGAUCUACAUUUUUCUCUCGUUAAUUCAUCUUCUUCAUUUGAUUUUUUGAACGAACUCGUUAAUUGUUACCGAUCAUCAAUGGCGAAUUCUGCAUCUGGAGAUUGCGUUGAUUUUGAUCGUGAUUGCGAGCGUGUGUUUCCUUCUGGAGUUCGUUUGGUUGAUUCGUUUGUGCAACAAUUGGAAAAAAAUGAUGAUAUUAUGUAUUUAGAAGCAGAACAAUCUGAAUUAAAGGAUAAAGAAUUUAAAUCUGAAGAUGAAGCUUUCGAAGCGUAUAAUAAAUAUGCUUUUAGGAAAGGUUUUGGAAUUCGAAUUGGGAAGAGUAAGAGAAGAAGAGAUGAUUCUUUUUUGAUGAAAAGAUUUGUUUGUUGUAAUGAGGGAUUCAAAGAUAAUAAGUGUAAGAAUAAAAGGAUUUAUGAGAAGUUGGAUCAUCGAACUGGUUGUUUAGCUUUUGUGCAGUUUCAUAUUGAUCAUUUAGGGGUCUAUACAUGUACAAGACAUGAAAUGGUUCAUAAUCAUGCUAUGAUUCCUCCUGAAAAAAGGCAUUUGAUAAGGUCUCAAAGAGAUGUGAAUAAAGAGCAGCUUCUUUUCAUUUCAACAAUGAAAUUGAGUGGAGUCAAAGUUACUGAUUCUUUGAGGGUUCUAAAGAAGGAGGUUGGGGGAUCUCCUAAUCUUUGUUUUACUGCUUCUGAUGCUUAUAAUGCAUUGUCAUCUGAAAAAGCUGCCCAAAUUGAAGGAUGUGAUAGUAACCAAUUGAUUAAAUAUUUUGCCAAAAGACAUGUGGAUGAGGCAGAUUUUUAUUAUGAUUUUGAACAAGAUGAUAGUGGUGCUUUAGUUAGUUUUUUUUGACGUGAUGGUAGGAUGAUGAGAGAUUAUCAUUACUUUGGAGAUUUGUUGGUUUUUGAUACAACUUAUAGAACUAAUAAAUAUGGAAUGAUAUGUGCUCCAUUUGUUGGGAUGAACCAUCAUGGUAACAAUGUCAUGUUUGGUAUGGGUUUUAUUCUUAAUGAGCGCACCGAGUCUUUUGAUUGGUUGUUUGAUACAUUUUUGCACUCAAUGGGGAGGAAAAGUCCCAUUACAAUUAUGACUGAUCAAGCACAAGCGAUUGCAGCGGGUAUAA
Molecule: messenger RNA, 1687 nt
Organism: Chenopodium quinoa (quinoa)
Lineage: Eukaryota; Viridiplantae; Streptophyta; Magnoliopsida; Caryophyllales; Amaranthaceae
Product: protein FAR1-RELATED SEQUENCE 5-like
Exons: 2
Coding region: 649-1416 (255 amino acids)
Source: RefSeq, a predicted model, not a curated record